AUGGGUUCUUUAUCUCCAACAUGCGCGGACCUGGCCUAUCCAGGCUGGGUCCAGCCAUUGAUCUCCGUAAUCAUCAUUGUCGGUAUUCUCAUUUCAUACCUACCGCAACAUAUUCGUAUCAUUACUCGGGGAACGUCUUUCGGUAUAUCGCCGUGGUUUGUCCUCUUGGGCACCACAUCCGGAACCUCUGCAUUCGUCAACAUCCUGAGCUUCCCCAAGACGGCCGUCGAUGUCGGCUGUUGUCGAGAGGUGAGCGGCUUUGCCUGUUUCGCAGGCCUGCUCGGAGUGAUUCAGCUGGGCAUGCAAUGGCUGUGCUUCUUUAUCAUCUUGCUCCUCUACGUGAUCUACUUCCCCCGCGCCACCUCAUCCACAGACCCCACCCGGUCGGAAGACGCCGCCCCAGAAGGUCAAGGACCAACCUACCGCACCGCGCUGGCCGUCACCGCAACAUGCGUCUUCUACACCCUGCUGACCGCCAUCAUCUCCGUCGCCCUGGCGAUGCGCAGACCCUCUGCCCUGGAAGGAUGGGCCAACUUCCUCGGGGUCUUUGCCGCAGUCCUCGCAUCCAUCCAGUAUUUCCCCCAGAUCUACACCACCUGGCGCAUUCGCGGAGUGGGCAGUCUCAGUAUCCCCAUGAUGUGCAUCCAGACACCCGGCGGCUUGCUAUGGGCCGGUAGUCUGGCCGCCCGAACGGGUAUCAAGGGCUGGAGUAUCUGGGGUGUGAUUGUCGUCACGGCCGUGCUGCAGGGUGUUCUGCUGAGCAUGGCUGUCUACUUCAAGUACUUUGGUGAUUCCAAGAGUAAGCAGAAGGAUUUGGAUGAGGACGAGCAGGACGGCCAGGCCAAUGGAGCUGGUGAGGAUGCGUCUGCGGGCGAUGUGUCCUCUACAAAACCCCUCCUCCAAGGCCACCAAGCGUCCGUCCGAGGAGACGCCCCUGCUCCAAGGGGAGUGAUGCAAAGCAACACACUGUGUAUGGGUGCGGACCCUUUGAUUCUCCGUGGUCGAUUGCUCAUAUAUCGACUGACUCGUGUGCGAGGGCGGACCAGAACCGUGAGGACGGGGAGAAUCAGACGCGAACACUUUCUGUCUUUUCAUCCUCCCCUUUCUUUCGACAACGGUGUUCAGACAGACCCCCCUACCUUGAAAAAAAAGGCCGUGUACUAA
Penicillium diatomitis is the source of this 1164-nucleotide messenger RNA. RefSeq lists its product as uncharacterized. The coding region runs from base 1 to 1164 and encodes 387 amino acids. The transcript has 3 exons. The record is from RefSeq and is a predicted model, not a curated record. Lineage: Eukaryota; Fungi; Ascomycota; Eurotiomycetes; Eurotiales; Aspergillaceae.